AUGGCGCCCAAGGCGAUCGCGGGUGAGAAGCGGGCGAGCGCCAAGAAGGCGACCAAGCAACCCGUGCGCCUGUACGCCAAGGGCGUGAUCUUGGGCUACAAGAGGAGCAAGUCCAACGUGUACCCCAACACCACGCUCGUGAAGAUCGACGGGGUCCGCACGAGGGACGACACCACCUACUACCUCGGCAAGCGCAUCGCCUACGUCUACAAGGCGAAGAAGGAGGUCAAGAACUCGAAGUACCGCGUGAUGUGGGGCAAGGUGCGCCGCCCUCACGGCAACUCCGGCGUGUGCCGGGCCAAGUUCAAGAAGGCGGUGCCCCCCCGCGCCUUCGGGGCCCCCGUCCGCGUCAUGAUGUACCCGAGCAGCGUCUGA
Molecule: messenger RNA, 375 nt
Organism: Prorocentrum cordatum
Lineage: Eukaryota; Dinophyceae; Prorocentrales; Prorocentraceae
Source: the annotation of a GenBank genome assembly